Molecule: messenger RNA, 1589 nt
Organism: Sphaeramia orbicularis (orbiculate cardinalfish)
Lineage: Eukaryota; Metazoa; Chordata; Actinopteri; Kurtiformes; Apogonidae
Gene: vrk1
Product: VRK serine/threonine kinase 1
Exons: 13
Coding region: 95-1405 (436 amino acids)
Biological process (GO): protein phosphorylation
Molecular function (GO): protein kinase activity; ATP binding
Source: RefSeq, a predicted model, not a curated record
GCCACUUCCUGGUUGAUAGUUUUGCGGGAAGUUUGGUCCAAACAUAGCAUCAUAGUUUAACCAAACUCAAACAACGGGAAACAGCGAAGUAGAGAUGCCUCCUAAGGCUAAAGCGGCGGGGAAGGGCAGAGCUCCAGCAAAGAGGAAGCUGGCAGAGGAGUUUCCACCCGGAGAGGUUCUCACUGACGUCGGGAAGAAGAGCUGGAAACUGGGGGCACCUAUUGGGCAGGGAGGCUUUGGCCUGAUAUAUUUAGCUGAUGAGAAUUCGGCAAAACCUGUUGGAGCUGAUGCUCGUUAUGUCAUCAAAGUGGAGCCCAGUGAGAACGGACCACUGUUCUCUGAGCUCAAGUUUUACAUGAGAGCUGCAAAGCCUGAUCUGAUUCAGAGCUGGAUGAGGUCUCACAAGCUGAAAAAUCUGGGAGUUCCCAGAUACUGGGGCUCAGGGCUGCACGACAAAGGAGGAAAGAAGUAUAGGUUCAUGGUUAUCGACAGACUUGGUUCAGAUUUGCAGAAGAAGUUUGAAGAAUGCGGAAGACGAUUCUCCAGAAAACUGGUUCUGCAGCUCGGCCUUCGUCUGCUGGAUAUUCUGGAGUAUAUUCACGAGCAUGAGUACGUGCACGCUGACAUUAAAGCAUCCAACCUCAUGUUGAGCCACAGUGAUCCCAACCAGGUUUACCUGGUAGAUUAUGGGCUGGCGUACAGAUACUCCCCUGACGGUGUCCUGAAGGAGUACAAGGAAGACCCCAAGAGGUGUCAUGAUGGUACCAUUGAGUUCACAAGUAUUGAUGCACACAAAGGAGUAGUUCCAUGCAGGCGGGGAGACCUGGAGAUCCUGUCUUACUGCAUGGUUCAGUGGCUGUGUGGCCGACUGCCCUGGGAGGACAAGCUGCAGGACCCCGUCUAUGUCCGAGACUCUAAAAUUAGGAGUCAAGAGAACAUCUCCGAGUUUAUGACAAAAUGUUUCUCCUCUCAAGAGAAGCCAGAUGAGAUCCAAAAGUUCAUGCAGGAGGUUAAAGCAUUGGGAUACCAUGACAAACCACCAUAUGAGAAGUUCCGUUCCAUCCUGCAAGCUGGACUGAAAGCAAUCCAGGCUAAAGAUGAUGGCAAGAUGGAAUUCACAACCAUCAAUGGAGCUGCAUCACCUGCACAGAAGGCAGCCAAGAGAAAGAAGGUUGUGGAUGAAGCAGAUGGGACUGAGGAAACUGAUAGUAGCCCCGUCAAGAAAAAGAGGGUCACAAAGAAGAAAGAAGUGAACGGUGUGAAGAAGAGUCCAAAGAAGAGUCCUAAAAAGGCCGCCAAACACAAACAAAUCAACGGCAAAGCCAAACUGGUGGAGAUGGCAACACAGACCUCACCAGGACUCGCUCAGAGAUCCAGGGGUCGACCCAAGAAAAGCAGUGCCUAAGACUCCUGGUGUGUCCACACUCCUCCCUCUGUACUACUGCCUCUAUGCCUCUUAAAACUACUUUUUUAUGUCUUAUAAAGUAUGAUUUUCUAUCUGUUACAUACUUUUAGUUGCUUAUGUGUAAUUUUUAUUUUGUGGUUUAGGCCUAAUCUGUUGUAAUAAAGAGGAAACUAGGUUGAGUUGG